AGCGGCAGCAGCAGCAGCAGGAGGAGGAGGAGGAGGAGGAGGAGUAGACGGAGAAUUAGAAAAAGGGGGGGAAGACAAAUGUACUUUCUGUUGCAUCUGGCCUCCAGCUCCCUGACCAGCCCAGUCCACAGCAGCUCUUCACAGGAAGCCUCUAUGAGCCAGAAAGCAGAAGUUGCGUCUGAGUUUUGAGAGGAGGAAAAAAAAAAAGUUUUGUCAUUGUCAGUGUGUCAGCAUGGCUGGGGGCUCGGUGUCUGAGUGUAAGGAGUACUUGUUCAAAGUGCUGGUGAUCGGGGAAUUAGGCGUCGGGAAAACCAGUAUCAUCAAACGCUACGUCCACCAGCUUUUCUCGCAGCACUACAGAGCGACGAUUGGUGUCGACUUUGCACUUAAAGUUAUCAACUGGGACAGCAAGACGCUGGUCAGGUUACAGCUGUGGGAUAUCGCAGGUCAGGAACGAUUUGGGAACAUGACACGGGUGUACUACAAAGAGGCCGUGGGGGCGUUUGUGGUGUUCGAUGUGACAAGGGGCUCUACGUUUGAAGCUGUCUCCAAGUGGAAGCACGACCUUGACAGCAAGGUGAAGCUAGCUAAUGGGAACCCCAUCCCUUCAGUGCUGCUCGCCAAUAAAUGUGACCAGAAGAAAGACAGCUCCAACAACACAGGCCUAAUGGACAAUUUCUGCAAAGAGACUGGCUUUCUGGGGUGGUUUGAAACCUCAGCUAAGGACAACAUCAACGUGGAUGAGGCAGCACGUUUCCUGGUAGAGAAUAUCUUGGCUAACGACAAAGGUUUGCCGUACGAAGAGAGCAAUGGAGACCGGAUCAAACUGGACCAGGAGACUGUGGCUGCUGAGAGCAAGUCAGGCUGCUGCUAACACUCAAUCCAUUCACAUUAGCUGGCCUCCUCCCUUUGGCAGGGUCCACCGCUUGUGCCCAGCCUGUGGCUCUCAGCCCUUUAUUGCUGCCUCACAAAGGAAUAUGAAUUUUUUGGGGGUCUUCAAAGCUCCGGGAACUUCUCCUUCCUGCACUGCUGCCCAUUUGACCUGCACAUCCAUGUUUCUCUAUGUAGCUUUCCCUAGGCCAGAACAGAAGCCCAGUUUUAUCUUACUAUUGUCACUGCUGCUGCCAUGCUGUUUCCCUUCUUUCUCCCACAUCUGCAAACCACAGGAUCUUUAUUAUUGUUUGUCUCACCACAUAUUUACCUGACUGUGUAUUCCACCGCCAACUAUGAACUCCACCUGACCCUCCACACUUGAACCCUGCCACUGCUCCUGCUGCCCUGACAGCCUCUUUGAAGCCCUGGACUGUAUCACACCUGAGAAGGGUUUAAAACUAAGCAGAACGUUGAGAAACACAAGCUAGAAAACAACCUGUAGCCUCUUGAUUUCUGUCACUCAGAUAUAUUUUCACUCAGUAUCCUUGUCAUUCAGCGUUUGUCUGUGAAACAAGACACUUUAUUGUUCAGUCUAUCUGAGGUCUUUCUUCAGUUAACUUGGAUGUUACUGCCCCUUAUGGCACACUCAUGUUUGUGUGUCCAGCUGUUCUCAUAUUAGCAUCACAGCAAUAUCGAAGUGUUAGCACAUCUCAUAAUGCUGUCAUGAAUUGUUGUUUUCUCUGAAAUGUGCUAUAAUACAAUUUUUUCAUAUUUUCAUGGGAGGAUGAAUCACACUCGUCAUUGUUCACUCAAUUCUUUACAAGGACACAGACGGGCAAUACAGUAUUUCAGGAAAAAAAACUCUAAUGAUGGUAAUAUAUGAGGCACUGACAAAUAUUUGUUUUAUUGUCUCUCCAUCAGUGUGAAAAUGUGGAUCUGAUUUAUAAUAUGUAUUUUUGAAAUGUGUUGGGUCAUGCAUCAUAAACAUAAAAACAGAAUCAUACAGAGGCCUAAACUCUCUUGUACAUAGGGAUGGAAAUCUGUUAAGUGUAAAGAUGAAAUAUUAAGGAUUUUUUAAACAUGAAAAUGAGAUUAAGUUUACAUGUGAAAAUACUUUAAAUAUACACGACCAAAACAGAAUAAACAUUUUAACGGA
This is a messenger RNA of Lates calcarifer (barramundi perch), 2029 nucleotides long. RefSeq names its product RAB32a, member RAS oncogene family (gene rab32a). Gene Ontology annotation, molecular function: GTPase activity; GTP binding. Gene Ontology annotation, cellular component: trans-Golgi network; vesicle; Golgi apparatus. Bases 233 to 874 code for a protein of 213 amino acids. Gene Ontology annotation, biological process: vesicle-mediated transport. The transcript is spliced from 3 exons. Lineage: Eukaryota; Metazoa; Chordata; Actinopteri; Centropomidae. The record is from RefSeq and is a predicted model, not a curated record.